GUGUCAAGAUGGUUGUUUUUCGCAACACCGGUCCAAGUUAACGGGCAUUUUGGGUUCUGGAGUAUUCUUGGAGUUCUUUCUGGAAUUGGUGCCCUCAUCAUUGGGAUUACAUACCUGCUUUGUAGAUUUAAGAAACCUACAAAUCAAGUUGCUGAUCAAGACAGAGGAAUGUUAUCCGACACUUUUACACAGAGAACAGAAAUCCGAACGGUUCUAUAUUCCCUAAACCAUGCAGAGUACCACUGCAUGCAACCAACGCCACUUGUGCAACUGCAAACCCGGAAUGAAACCACCACGCCGCCGGACACUGGUCCAAAUGCGACCAGUAGUACGGCCACUGCGAACACUAUGUCUUCAUUGUUACAACCUCAAUCCUCCGAUCGCUGGUCGGGUUACGGGACAGGAGACUCCGUGCCUACCAGAGACACGGUCGUCACCAACGUCAACGUCACUGCAGUCACACCCAACACCAUCACUACUACGGACUUAAAGACUGAAAAUAGUAGAAGAAAUUCUUCUCUAAAGAUUUCUUUGUGUAGAAAUUCCUUGUUUAGGAAACAGGAUUUUGAAGAAGUGGUCGUAUAAGAAAUUAUUUCAUAAAAGAAAAUGAAAAAAAAAAAAGAAAAAUAGCAGAAACAAACAAAACGUUUCAAUAUUUGCUGUUGUUUAUUUUUUUCUAUUUUUCUUCUGUAUUCAUACUGAAGGAUAAAUUGUGAUAAAUUAAUUGACUAACUUCUGUAAAUGAAUCCAAAAGCGCAGCGGAGACAUGCAAUUACGCACAAACACACGAAACAUACAAUCAACCUGAUCAAAUUAGAGAUUGCUGGAUAAAGGAGUCUCUCUCAUUUUUCUUCUCCCCAGUUACUAACUCCCUGGCACACGAGUUGCAUCUAAACGAUACUCCUUGUUUCUCUCCACACGCGUGGGUUACUGAGCAGUUCGUGCGACUGCAUCUGAAGGCCUUCCGAUGCACUAGUGGUUGACCUACGGGUAACGAAACUACGUCUACCUUUCGAAAUAUUAGUGACUGACUUACGGGUAAGAAAGCUAUUAGCUACCCCAUUCAACAUCGGAAACACUAUAUUAUAUACAUGCUCCUCCGAUAUAUAUGUAAAGAAUAUAUGCACGUGUUAUCUGCGGAGCUUCGGCUCGACUGUUCGGCGUUAGCUAUUGGUUGUUGCUCUGCAGCAUUUUGAUCUAUAUAUUCGAAGCAACUUUAUCUUCAAGGGAUUUCCUAUUUCUUACCCCAAAACGUUUUUUUUUUUUUUGUAAUAAAAAAAUGAGAAAAUGAUAGUAUACAUCUCUGCUUUGGCAAUUUUUCUUUUUUUAUUUUUAUUUUCCCCCUUUUCUUUCCAUUUUUCACUGAAUUAAAAAUUAUUAUAUUUUAAAAACUUACAUUUUAAAAACUGAAUGACGCAAAUCUUUUGGAACGAACUUUUACUAUUGUGUAAGUGCUUUCACUGCUUGCAGUUUUUCAUUUACACGUAUUAUGGGGGUAAUCUGCAUAGAGGAAGUUGUUUUUAGCAACACUGUUGACUGCAUAUGUGUGGAUGUUUGUGUGUGCACGUAUAAGUAUGUAUGUAUAUAUUUUAAUUGUUCUCCAAGCUUUACAAUAAAAUCAUUUUCCACUUUU
This is a messenger RNA of Octopus sinensis (East Asian common octopus), 1633 nucleotides long. RefSeq lists its product as uncharacterized. The coding region runs from base 169 to 585 and encodes 138 amino acids. Lineage: Eukaryota; Metazoa; Mollusca; Cephalopoda; Octopoda; Octopodidae. The transcript is spliced from 3 exons. The record is from RefSeq and is a predicted model, not a curated record.